Messenger RNA from Rhodofomes roseus, 1247 nucleotides. RefSeq lists its product as uncharacterized. Bases 89 to 1222 code for a protein of 377 amino acids. The record is from RefSeq and is a predicted model, not a curated record. Lineage: Eukaryota; Fungi; Basidiomycota; Agaricomycetes; Polyporales; Fomitopsidaceae. The transcript is spliced from 20 exons.
UACAGAUGAUGUAUCACGGCUGGGCUGUAGUUGCAUGCUGAUGUACUAGCAUCUCAGAGACCGUGAUGCCUUCUGCUGUCCGAGGUGAAUGGACGGUCGACCUCGAGCCUGGCCGAGAUGCCUAUAUCUUGCCACCUACAGGUUUCCAUCCGCUCUGUACCAUUUUUCUAACCCUCACUGCGCCCAGAACCCCAUGUUUCACCUGGAUCAGCUGAAUGAUACGCUGGGAUGUAUGUUCAUUGGAAUAUCAUUGGCUCUAGUUUUGUACGGUUUGUCCAUGGCGCAGACGCAGUUUUAUUUCCAUAGAUAUACUUCCGACCGUCUAUCGCUCAAGGCUCUGGUGGCCUUUCUAUGGCUACUUGACACGGCGAGAACGUCCUGCGGCUUGCAUUUUCUCUGGGUCUGCGUAGUCGAGAACCAUGCAAACACUGGCAUGAGGGGUAUGCUACGAUUCACAGUCACAUUCAUUUCUGACGCUUUUUUGGGGACCUUGACAAUCGCGAUCACACAGCUGUACUAUAUACACACCAUUUGGCACCUUAUGUCAAUGGCCCAGGGUCAUAGACGGUGCCGUCUCAUUCUGAUAACAAUAAUGGUGUUACUCGUCCUACUGUCCUUUUGUAGCGGUGUGGUAUCUGUUUAUGGGUGCUGGCUCCGGCGUGGAAUCGCUGCGAGUAUGGUCGAUGUCAAAGUCACUUCGUCAAUGCAGACUAUCACCGCGUUUAUCACAGACGCGUAUUUGGCCAUUGCCCUGUCAAUCAUUUUUCAUCGCCAGCGGACAGGUUGUACAAGAUCAGGGUCAGACUUGUUAAUUAGGCGACUCAUGACAUUCGCACUGCAGCGGGGGAUCGUGACAGUGUAUGUUCUCCAUUAUAUGAAUAAGUUUCUAGAGUUCGUCACGUACGCUGCCACACUCCAUUCAGGCAGUAGUAAGCUCAUUUGGACUCUCUUUUACUUUCCGGCGAGCAAAGUCUACACCAACUCUCUGCUCGCAAUGCUGAAUCUCCGCCACUGGCUUCGAGGAACUUCGAUUGUCGACUACGUCGAACUCGGUAUCGCCGGUGCAUUUGAAGAUAACAGCUUGAGCCCCAAAAGCUCUCAUCUGUUAGCAGUCCCAGGAGCCCAGCCCGUCGUGGCAAGAGGAGCAGUUUCUGCCUCCAUGAGUUGGCAUCCUGAUCAUGAGGGUCUAGGAAAGGGGUCGAGUACUAAAGAUUCCCGUUGAGAUGUGAAGAUGCAACGAUGACCAU